Molecule: messenger RNA, 1106 nt
Organism: Mangifera indica (mango)
Lineage: Eukaryota; Viridiplantae; Streptophyta; Magnoliopsida; Sapindales; Anacardiaceae
Product: nuclear transcription factor Y subunit B-1-like
Exons: 7
Coding region: 174-797 (207 amino acids)
Biological process (GO): regulation of transcription by RNA polymerase II
Cellular component (GO): CCAAT-binding factor complex; nucleus
Molecular function (GO): RNA polymerase II cis-regulatory region sequence-specific DNA binding; DNA-binding transcription activator activity, RNA polymerase II-specific; protein heterodimerization activity
Source: RefSeq, a predicted model, not a curated record
UCAUCUGGUUCUCCUUCUCUGACCUCCCUCUCUUCUGCAUCGUCAGAUCAAUCAGAUUUCUAUUCUUUCUUUAAAAUAAAAAUAAAAAUACCAAUCACUCCUCUCUUCCCCUCUGCCUCCAAAACGCGCGCAAAUUAAAUAUAAAAUACUUGUCUCUCCUGGGAUUUGGUGAGAUGGCGGAUGCACCAACGAGUCCGGCGGGAGGUAGCCACGAGAGUGGUGGUGAGCAGAGCCCGCGGUCAGGGGUAAGAGAGCAAGAUAGGUAUUUGCCAAUUGCUAACAUAAGCAGGAUCAUGAAGAAGGCCUUGCCCCCCAACGGAAAGAUCGCUAAGGACGCUAAGGACACCGUACAGGAAUGCGUUUCCGAGUUCAUCAGCUUCAUCACCAGCGAGGCAAGUGAUAAGUGUCAAAAGGAGAAGAGGAAGACAGUUAAUGGGGAUGAUUUGCUCUGGGCAAUGGCAACGUUAGGGUUUGAAGAUUAUAUUGAGCCUCUUAAGGCGUACCUAAUGAGAUAUAGGGAGUUGGAGGGUGACACCAAGGGAUCUGCUAGGGGUGGGGACGGACCUGCUAAAAGAGAUACAGUUGGAACUCUUCCUGGCCAAAAUACACAGUUGGCUCUUCAGGGAUCAUUGAACUAUGCUAAUCCGCAAGUUAAUUCCCAACCAAUGGCUCCAACUGCAGUUCACAGAGAACCAAGGCUGGUGAUAAAGGAAUCCCGAGAAAUCUACAGAAUUAUUUUUUUAAUUAUUUUGUUGUCCUUUUUACUAUUAUCAAGAUUCUUGUCUGCUUCCAUUUGACAUUGCAAUUACUGUCUCGCUGUAGUGGGCAUACCUUCCUAAAUCCAUCUGAAUUAGCCAGGGAUAGUGAAAAAAUUACUUGGGACAGCUGCCAUGUAAAGCCUGGUUAUGAGAGUGGUGGGAACCAAAACUCCUUACUCACUUCCUGGCUGAAUUUGGGGUGUUAUUAUUGGUGACUGUCUAGUAAAAUGAUAGGUGUUAUACAGCUAAGUUGCUAGCUCAUGCCUUAUCCUGCCCUAAAGCAAGGCUGGUUGGCGAAUGAAUUGGCAGUACCACAAAUUGAAAUUUGGUCUAUAGCUCUUUUUUUUC